GCUACAGUUGGGGCGUAACAAUGCUAACUUAAAUUGCAGAAUACCCAGCCACUCUAAAAUAAAUGACUGAGAAGAGUGUGACACUGGCUAUGAGGUUGAUAAUGCGGGGUGGCGGGGUAUUCUGCAAUUGAGCCCUAACAAACUUAUUAUCAGAUCACACGAAUGUACUUGUACAUUGUUUGCAAAUGCUAUUUCAUCAUAGUCUGAGGUACGUGACUAUAAACAUGGAGAUAAAAGUUUUGAUAGUGCCAUGCUAUAAAUUGGCAGCAUCACAGUAUGGCAGACCCAAACCUUAACUUUUCAAGCAUAAAUGCUCGAAAAUGAAAACAUUACAAUCAUGACAAUUUGUAAGCCUAGGCCAAGUAAGGCCUACUAAGUAUGCAGACAUGACAGAAAAAUAAACUGGAUGAAUGCCAUCCUAAACUCUUUCCCUUCUGCCUCAAUUAACUGUGUCAAAAGAAAUAUUAGGUGACUUGUUUCCAUUUUCACACUGGUGGCCGAUCAGCCAACUUGACCCUUGAAACGGCUGGGCCGGUUUGGGCAUUGGGCCUACCAUGCCUUCAUCAUUUUCAUGUGCAUGUACCCAGGUACCAGUCUAGUUCAGCUCACAAUGACAAGCUGCACUCUCACUAGUCUCAGGCUGCUUGGGUACAAAAUGCCGAAGAAAAGUCUCCCUUGGAACUGAACGGAGACUUCAAACAGCGCUCAUACCGAGAGGGAAAUACUGAGGACCUCAUCACAGCUCUUACUUAGCCUCAAGAAAUCUUGGAGAAGUUUGUCGGGCUCUUUUCCUUGCGCGGGAUACGGCAACAACGCCAACCACACUUCGUUCUAAAAUGGCAGUUCAUCUCAUUUGGUUCUUGCUGGUCUUCGCUCAAGUUGGUGCCCUCGUUUUUGACGAAAGAUCUAAGAACCCCAAUAUCUCUGACUAUGAAGUGGAUGUGGAAGCCCAAUAUCCGAUCUAUGUCACUGAUGAGCGAUUCCUUUCUGUGACAAUUGGCGUUUGUAUACUGAACGACCACUGGAAGAACUUUAACUUGAGUUCGGCAAAAUUGCAGGCGCUGACGCGGGCCCUGUCGCCAGCUUAUUUACGUCUGGGAGGCACGGCGGAAGAUUUCCUUGUCUUCAAAAAUCCGUGCGGCGGCAAGCCGUCUGGUUUUGACGUUGAUGUUAACAACCCACUGACGUACUUUUGCCCUGAAGACUGGGACGGGAUCAAUCGUUUCUGCGUUGACACGGGGUUGCGAUUAAUCUUCGGGCUAAACCUGUUGCUAAGAACAGAGGAAGGAGGAUGGGACCCUGGAAAUGCCGAGAAACUUUUCGAUUACAAUAAGUACGACGUGGCCUGGGAACUAGGCAAUGAGCCAAACGCUUUCAAGAAAAAAAUCAACAUGAGUUUGUCCGGGAGCCAGAUUGGUGUUGAUUUCAACAUGCUCCGCAAGGCCCUCAAUGAUCGAUCCCAGUAUGUCGGCGCUGCUGUGUACGGGCCCGACAUUAGUGGUGUCGGCAGGGAAAAGACAACCGCCUUGCUGAAGGGAUUUCUUUCAAAGACAAACACCACGAAUGCCACCACGUUUCACAGCUACUACCUCGACGGCAGGGAAGCCACUGUAGACGAUUUCCUCAACCCGAAAACCCUCGACGGUCUGCUCCCAGGUCAGAUCAAGCUGGUGAAGUCCGUGGUAACCGAGUCCCGUGGGCCAGGGUCGCAGGUCUGGCUGGGUGAAACGGGCAGUGCCUUCGGGGGCGGAGCGCCGAAUAUCUCCGACAGAUUCGUUGCUGGGUUUCUAUUUCUAGACAAACUUGGGAUGAGUGCUAAGAUGGGACUCGGCGUGGUGUUGCGACAAGCGUACUACGGUGGUCAUUAUACCAUGCUGGACCUCGAAAACCUGGACCCAAAACCGGAUUAUUGGAUUGCCUACAUUUACAAGCAGCUGGUCGGUCCGAGAGUUCUCCAUGCUGAGAUUACCCGAGUGCCAACUCCGCGUAACGGGGAGCGUGCAGAUGAGAAUUACGUGCGAGUGUAUGCCCACUGCACACCAACCAAUCGUAGCGGCUACGACGCAGGUGCAGUGACCCUAAUCGUGCUGAAUAUGCAUAAGACCGAGUCGGCCAACAUCACGUUGAUGCAGAAGCUGGAAGGGCAAAUGACAGACCAGUAUUUGCUGACGCCACAUGGGCCAGAAGGAAUGACGUCACUGGAAGUGAGCCUGAACGGACAACUCCUCCAGCUGAGGAACAGCACCAUCCUUCCUAAGAUAGAACCGAUCCCACUCAAAGGUGGAAGACCCAUACUUCUGCCUCCCCUGUCCUAUGGGUUCUACGUAGUCGCCAAGGCUAACGCCAGAGCGUGUAUGCUGUAGUGGGUAAAGGUCAUUAAUCAAACACGCCGGUUAAUCAUCUAGUGUAGAUUAGAGUAAAUCUUUAAGUCCUUGUUAAUUACCAGUGGACUGGGUUGUUAUUAUUAUACCGGUGUGCUGUCGCCGUUGUUGUUCUGUUGUAUCGACCUAUAGCUCGAUGAAAAUGACAUCAGUAUUUACAAAAAAAUUACCGGCGGGUUCAUAUUGCAUAUCAACGCACUAAGUUUGGAUCUUUAAUUGGUGCAUGAUUCUUUUCUCACAAAACUUUGCAUUUAAAUUAAUUAAUUAAACUCGCAAAAUUUCCAAUUUAGAUUUAGUUCGUUGUUUGAAAUGGUCCUUAAAAUUCUCUUUUGUUUUCACUUCUGAUAUUUUUACUGUUUCCACUGUUGCUUAUCUUACGAAUAGAAGUAAAGUGUUUGUUGUUUGUGGUGUCGAAUCUA
Molecule: messenger RNA, 2800 nt
Organism: Acanthaster planci (crown-of-thorns starfish)
Lineage: Eukaryota; Metazoa; Echinodermata; Asteroidea; Valvatida; Acanthasteridae
Product: heparanase-like
Cellular component (GO): membrane; extracellular matrix
Molecular function (GO): hydrolase activity, acting on glycosyl bonds
Source: RefSeq, a predicted model, not a curated record